CGUGCAGGUCCCGGCUGCUCUGGCCCUCAGCCGUCCUAGCUUCAGCACCACCACCAAGCGUCUGUCCGGUGCCCACGAGGAUGAGACAUACGAGGAGUUCUCUGCUAGGUAUGCUACCACUAUUAGCCAGCCAUUGGAUGCGAUUUGAGCGAGGAAAGGCACGAAAGGGCGAUCGCAGGGAACUUCUCCCCCGGAUCGGAUUAAUACUUGUGAUGCCGAUUCCCGACUUGGACAAGCAGCCGGUUAAUUCUGGGAGAUUGUCGUACUGACUCGGCAUUGGACAGAUUCGAGAAGGAAUUCGACGGUGUUCAGGAUGUCUUCGAGCUCCAGGUAAGCCUGACCUGACCCGCUCGCACAUACGGCAAAUUCGUGUCACAUCACCAUCCGCUCCUCGAAAUCAUAUGAUGAAGAGUAGCAACUCGCAUGGGUCUUCUCUCUUCUCCAUGAUAUGUGACGCUGAUGGAUUAUCCGCUACAGCGUAACCUCAACAACUGCUUUGCCUAUGAUCUCGUCCCCUCCGUCGAGGUCCUCUCCGCCGCCCUGAGGGCUGCCCGCCGUGUCAACGACUUCCCCACUGCCGUCCGGAUUUUUGAAGGUAUCAAGGCCAAGGUUGAGACUCAGGACCAGUAUAAGCAGUACCUCGAGAGCCUGGAGGGUCUGCGCCAGGAGCUCGGUGUUGCUCUGCGGGAGGAGCUCUACCCCAACGAGGAAUAGAUGCGUUCGCUCCAGACAAAACGCCCGCAAGAACUCUGUCUCUUUAUUAAGUUGAUAAGAUAGGAAAGCUGUAUACAUACUUUAGAAUACAGUUGGAGAAGGUCUCCACGGUCCGGUUGGUUGCUUAAUUAUCCAUUUCUGACCUGGUGCCUGUCGAUUCGGGGGGUGAAUGGAGGUGCACAUGUGUUUUUCUAUACCAGUGCUACUAUUAUAAAGCUUGUGACGUUUGCGUGUACUCUGUACUAUUGAGGAUAGCGAAGGAAUCUGAGGGGUUGUCCUUUUUCUACGCUCUCCAAGUAAAUGUCCGAACUCAUGACGUACAUUCGACAGAAGCGACCAAGAAGAAAAAGUCUUUGAUGUACAAAUC
Messenger RNA from Aspergillus novofumigatus IBT 16806, 1081 nucleotides. RefSeq names its product cytochrome c oxidase subunit VI. Gene Ontology annotation, cellular component: mitochondrial inner membrane. Lineage: Eukaryota; Fungi; Ascomycota; Eurotiomycetes; Eurotiales; Aspergillaceae. Bases 460 to 714 code for a protein of 84 amino acids. Gene Ontology annotation, biological process: mitochondrial electron transport, cytochrome c to oxygen. The record is from RefSeq and is a predicted model, not a curated record. The transcript has 2 exons.